GCAGUAUCAGGUUGUACUGGCCUCACACAUCUAAGUAAGACUACACCCAUCCUGGAGAGUAAUAGAGACCAGCUAACUCGUAAUCAGCCCUUCGGAGACUGAGUUCAGGAUCAGAACCAAGGACCUAGACCGUUCCAUCCCAACCCACUGGACCGAUUGGUGCCUUUCUGAAGCUAAUUAAUCAAUCCAGGAUUGGUGCGCUGCCACAAGUGGCUGCCCUGCUAUUGGCUACUCAAUUAUUCACAAGUUCAAUGCGGAGAGAGAGAGAAGGGGAGAAAGUAAGUGAGACGAGGAGCGACGGAUGUUGAGAGGAGAAAAAAGGAGGAUCUUUGGAAAAGGGAGAAAGACUAGGACUGGAAAAUCUGUAAAGUUGAAAACACAGCACUAGAUGUUGAAGAGAAAAACGAAUCCAAAAGACGCUUGAGAAGAGAAGGUGGUUGAAGACAGACGGGUGAUCCUAACAGAGGAAAACAAAAAAACAGGACACUGAGGAGAGGAAGAAUCGAAUUGAAUCUGAUCCGGGUGCUUCCUUAGUCCAAAGACAACCGCAGCCAUGGUCAACACAGGUAUGCAGCUGAUCAGCUUCACAUGUGCGGUGACAGGCUGGAUCAUGGCCAUCGCUGUGACGGCGUUGCCCCAGUGGAAGGUCUCGGCCUUCAUUGGCAGCAACAUUCUGACAUCAGAGAUCAAGUGGGAGGGCAUCUGGAUGAACUGCAUCUACCAGACCACGGGCCACAUGCAGUGUAAGACCUAUGACUCCAUGCUGGCCCUGCCUCCAGACAUCCAGGCCGCGCGCGCCCUGAUGUGCGUGGCCAUCUUCCUCGGCUGGCUGUCCUGUACCGUGUCCUGCUGUGGCAUGAAGUGCACGACCUGCGCAGGCGACGACCGUCGCGCCAAGGCGGGCAUCGCGCUGUCCGGCGGAGUCCUGUUCAUCGUCACAGGCCUGUGUGUCCUAGUGCCCGUCUCCUGGACCGCCAACACGGUGGUCCAGGACUUUUACAACCCCAACGUGCCCACUAUGCACAAGCGAGAGCUUGGCCAGGCCAUCUACCUGGGCUGGGCAUCGGCGGUCAUCCUUAUGAUCAGCGGGGCGGUGCUGAGCAGCACCUGCCCCCACAUGGAGAGGGGAGCGGGGGGCUACCACCGGGGGUACAUGGGCCGGAGCUUUGCUAACUCACGGCCCUCGGCGCCGGAGCCUCCUAAGCCCAUCUCCUCAAACAGCCUUCCCCUGAAGGAGUAUGUGUAGACUGCUGAGUGGGGGUGAUGUGGCGGGAAUGUUACACACAGCGAAGAUGGGGUGACUCAUGAAAAAGACUUGUAUAGGAAGACUGACAGACCUGUGUAUGUAUGUAAGGAGGGUGGGAGGGUAGAGGAAGCGGUGACUUGAAGGGCUUGAAGUGAAGCAAGGGAUAUAGAAUUCUUCUCUCAGUUACUCUCUUGGUUUGAUGGAUUUAGAUUGACGUUUAUGCUGGAUGUAUUUAUUCAAUGUAAGUUAUUGUUUGUAUGUAUAUACAUCUUUUUCUGAUUGUAUUUAAUGCACUAAAAUAUAGUGGUAGUGCCUGAGUUGAAUAUUUUCUAAGAAUUCCUCAGUUCUUUGACAAGCCUUUGACGAGAGCCUCCAUGCACUCUAGGUCUGUCAACAGACACACUGAAUACGUGUGACUUUGUGAUGAGGAGUGGUGUUCUUGCACAAUUGUCCUCAUAUAACCAUUUCAUGUUUGGGUUUGAAUACGUUCACACAAUUGUAAACAAAUAAACUGAUUUGUAAAA
Molecule: messenger RNA, 1770 nt
Organism: Osmerus eperlanus (European smelt)
Lineage: Eukaryota; Metazoa; Chordata; Actinopteri; Osmeriformes; Osmeridae
Gene: cldn35
Product: claudin 35
Exons: 1
Coding region: 554-1246 (230 amino acids)
Biological process (GO): cell adhesion; bicellular tight junction assembly
Cellular component (GO): plasma membrane; bicellular tight junction
Molecular function (GO): structural molecule activity
Source: RefSeq, a predicted model, not a curated record